Aspergillus piperis CBS 112811 is the source of this 3866-nucleotide messenger RNA. RefSeq names its product HECT-type E3 ubiquitin-protein ligase. Gene Ontology annotation, biological process: protein polyubiquitination. NCBI's taxonomy places the organism in Eukaryota, Fungi, Ascomycota, Eurotiomycetes, Eurotiales, Aspergillaceae. The record is from RefSeq and is a predicted model, not a curated record. Gene Ontology annotation, molecular function: ubiquitin protein ligase activity. The coding region runs from base 220 to 3804 and encodes 1194 amino acids. The transcript has 3 exons.
AGCAGAAAACUUGCCUCGUGACACUGAACCGGGAUUUACUUAUCGUCCACGAACAACGAAGCCCUAUCUACCCCUGCUUAUCGCAGACCGUACCCUGAGAUCUAUACACUUUUCUUCGCCUCUUACCACUCCCCCCAAUUCGCGUGGCACAACCAGACACAACUUCAAAAACUAAAUCCCCUCGAAUUACCGAAAGCUGGGGACAGCAAAUGUGCCCAUAUGCCGUCUCGGACCCCAUAUAACCCAUCCUAUCCCCCGACCUCCGGCUCCCCGUCUAGUCAUAUCCGUUCGGCUGCAAUUCCCUUCCCGGCAGAAGGAAACUCGCCUCAUCGGAUACCGCAAGAUGGUUCAGGUCUAUCGUCCAUGACUGGAAAUCCGGCGACUUCACCCCCCCAUCGUCGGGGACAUUCUCGUUCCGUCAGCCAUCCGUUCCCCUCACCCUUCGGCGGUAUGACGAAGCGGCGCAAUCGGUCGAUCUCGAAGAAGGAUAACUUUUUGUUCGAUUCCGAUGAUGAGGAUGACGAUGAGGUUACCUACUUGCCGGACCCGAACUCGUCUAGUCCUCGUAAAGGGGCCGCGCGUCCGACUCCAUCUGAUGAGAUGACCUCGGGAAAGUGCAUGGUUUGUAACAGUACAGUGCGCUGGCCGCGGAAUCUCAAAGUUUUCCGGUGCACGGAAUGUUUGACUGUGAAUGACUUGGAGCUGUUUGUGGAUUCUGGCAAGGCUGGCGGUAAUGGCCUUUCGGGGAGUGAUGGAAAGGCACCCACCCCUACGGUGCCCCGUAAAGCUAUGCCGCUUUCUAUCGAGCGAACAAAAACGAUCCUAGAUGAUUGUCUUUCCAGGUAUCUCCGACAGCUCCUGGAACCUCAGCAGCCCAAUUCUACACCAGAGAAUCAUAGCGGAAAGUACUUGGAUGUCGCGCAGGAUGAGAAUUUAUCACAGUCUCCAACUCAGUCGUCCGGGUACUUGUCUGAACCGCGACCUUUGGUGGAUCCCCGGGGCCGCAGUUCCUCUACAUCCAGUAAGACUGGCAAAACGGAGGGAGUAAGCGGCGUACCGAACUACUCGAAGCCCAACUUGGCUCCUUCCUUUGCGCACGGAGAGAGAAAGGGCUCCGAGAUGAGGACCAGAGACGCUCAAAACGCCCCGAGACGUGAUCGCUCGCCUCGGAAUGCUGCCAGAUCAAACGGUCCAGAAGCUAGAGGUCCUACUAGUCGUCCGUACAUCUUCAGAUCGCUUGAGGAAUAUAUCAUCACGUCAUUCAAAGGCUGUGACUGUCUGAACAGCUCCUUUACCACAGCACAGCCGGCCCCGCGGAAUGCUGUUAACAGCAGCCCACCAAAGCAGAAAGCGGAACCAAGCUCUGCUCAGGCCCCCAGUGAGGUAACAUUUGAACCCGAUCCGAAGCUACUGCUUCUUGGAGACAUUGCAGAGAAUUCCUCCUGGUGGAUGAACGAAGUAGAACAGAUCAGUAGCUCUCAUCGGUCCCGCUCGAAAGAGCGCCGGGAGAAGACCUCUAGUUCAUCUAGGCCUGUUUCUUCUAGGAGCCCUCGGAUUAAUUGGGCAGAACUUGCACAGUGGCACCACCUGAUCAUGACGGCGGGAACUUCAUGGGUGGAGCUGUGGUCAACAAUGAAGCCUACAGAGAUGAAGAGGGAAGAAGACGCCGUUAUAGCCCAAAAGUGGACUACCACCGACCUUGCUAUGGUUGACAGAGAGAUUACAGAGUCGCGCUUACAUUUACACCGAACGCUCUUGAAGGCGACCGAGAACCUGCUAAAACGGCCCAGGCGGCCAUUAAAGAGGCCCGAGGAUACCAGGUUCCUACUGAUGCUACUGACGAACCCGUUGAUUUACCCAUCCAGUUCAUCGUUCGCAUCUUACAGUCUGGCGCCUUCGGCGGCCCGUGGUGACCGGAGGCCCUCGCACCCGAAAGAUGGCACUCCAAGACCAGCUCCUCGGAAUCCGAAGCCCCCAUCAAAAUCCCGCAGCAAUGGCCCGGGGCAUCAUUAUGGCAUUGUCAAGCGGAUAUUGGGGCUUUUGGCCAAUUUACCGAAUGACUGCCAUCACUACUUGGUGUCCUGGUUCUCGCGGUUCUCAGCCGGGCAAUUUGAGAAGAUCGUGGACCUUGUUGGGGGGUUUGUUACUCAUCGGUUAAUGCGUCAACAUGGGAGGAAGCGCAGCGAGUCGACUCAGCACGAUGAUGACUUGGUGCCCAGCUUCUCUAGUGCCGCGGGCCAUACUCCGGCCGAGCUGCAUGCGGCGAUCAAUGGCAGAAGCCCCAACAAAGCAAAUGAGCAGCGCGACCAGCCCGUGGUCUACACUGAUGACUGGCAGGUGCGAGCUGCGGCGCGAGUGAUGUCUCUGCUCUUCACGGCGAACAAUGCGAACGUUUCCCGAAAGCCGGACGGCAUCCUUGGCCAAGAUGCGAGUUCUGUGGCUAGAAGUCAGGCCAGCCGGCGGGGGCAUAUGAUUCCGAUCAGUUCCUUUUACAAUACACUGCUAGACUAUUCCGACCUUGUCGCCGACUUUGAGGCCUGGGAGUCGAAGACGACCAAGUUCUCCUUCUGCCAAUACCCUUUCUUCCUGAGCAUCUGGGCCAAGAUCCAUAUCCUGGAACACGAUGCACGCCGGCAGAUGGAGGUCAAAGCUCGCGAAGCGUUCUUUAACAGCAUCAUGAGUCGCACGGCGAUCAGCCAGUAUCUUGUGCUGAAGGUGCGCCGCGACUGCUUGGUGGAAGACAGUCUGCGGGGAGUCAGUGAAGUCGUUGGCUCUAGCCAGGAGGAGAUCAAGAAGGGACUACGCAUCGAAUUCCUCGGUGAAGAGGGCGUUGAUGCGGGAGGUCUCCGCAAGGAAUGGUUCCUGCUCCUUGUCCGGGAAGUCUUUGAUCCUCACCACGGGCUAUUUAUCUAUGAUGACGACUCGCGAUACUGUUAUUUCAAUCCAUACUGUUUCGAGUCCUCGGAGCAGUUCUUCCUGGUCGGCGUCCUGCUGGGGCUGGCCAUUUACAAUUCGACCAUCCUCGACAUUGCACUGCCACCGUUUGCCUUCAAGAAGCUCCUGGCUGCGGCACCGCUGUCGUCAAUUACGCGGCCUACGUACAAGUGCGGCCUGGAUGAUCUGGCGGAGCUCCGCCCGGCGCUUGCCAAGGGUCUACGGGCGCUGCUUGACUACGAAGGGGACGUUGCGGAGACGUUCUGCUACGACUUUGUUGCGCAGGUUGAUCGUUACGGCGAAACAGUGUCGGUACCCCUUUGCGCUGGAGGGGAGAAUCGGCCGGUGACCAAUGCGAACCGCCGGGAGUUCGUGGACCUGUAUGUACACUUUCUCCUAGACACGGCGGUCACACGGCAGUUCGAGCCGUUCAAACGGGGGUUCUUCACGGUCUGCGGCGGCAAUGCACUCUCUUUGUUUCGUCCGGAAGAGAUCGAGCUACUGGUGCGCGGUUCGGACGAGCCGCUGGACGUGGCGUCCCUGCGGGCGGUUGCCACGUAUGACAACUGGUCCAAUGCACGGCCAGAGACAGAGCCGGUGGUCCGGUGGUUCUGGGAUUUCUUCGAACAGACACAGCCGCAGGCGCAACGGAAGAUCCUGUCGUUUGUGACGGGAAGCGACCGCAUCCCCGCUAUGGGGGCGACGAGCCUGUCGAUCCGGCUGGUGUGUCUUGGGGACGAGACAAGCCGAUUCCCAACGGCGCGGACGUGUUUCAACCAGCUAGGACUGUAUAAAUAUGAGACGCGGGAGAAAUUGGAGCGCAUGCUUUGGGAUGCGGUGUUGAAUAGCGAGGGGUUCGGGCUGAAGUAGAGACGGGAGCAGGACUCCCUUAAUUGCGAGCCUUGGCACUGGCGUCUGGGACAUCAUUCGGG